This is a messenger RNA of Periophthalmus magnuspinnatus, 1230 nucleotides long. RefSeq names its product forkhead box i1 (gene foxi1). Gene Ontology annotation, molecular function: DNA-binding transcription factor activity, RNA polymerase II-specific; RNA polymerase II cis-regulatory region sequence-specific DNA binding. Gene Ontology annotation, biological process: regulation of transcription by RNA polymerase II; cell differentiation; anatomical structure morphogenesis. The record is from RefSeq and is a predicted model, not a curated record. The transcript is spliced from 2 exons. NCBI's taxonomy places the organism in Eukaryota, Metazoa, Chordata, Actinopteri, Gobiiformes, Gobiidae. The coding region runs from base 52 to 1191 and encodes 379 amino acids.
GAGACGCUCUCACUACCUCUUUUCUUUGGGGAGUCUCUACUCGGGAUUAUUAUGAACGCGUUUAACCACCACCCUGCGCCUAGCACGCAACAGAGCAGCCCUAUCCAGCACCACAGCGCGCAGGACCUACUGGACAUGGCGGUGUACUGCGACAACUACGGCGUCUACCAACAGAACCUGCACCACCACCAGAGGCCCGCAGCCACCUCCGGAUACGGCCUCGGAGACUACACCGCUCCUCCGUCAAGUAACCCGUACCUGUGGCUCAACGGGCCCGGCAUCAACUCCCCCCCGUAUCUCCCCGGGAACAACUCUUCCUCCUACAUCCAGUCCGGGUACGGGUCCAAUCAGCGGCAGUUCCUCGCACCUCCAGCCGGAUUUGGAGGCGCAGACCUGGGAUGGCUCUCUAUCUCCAGCCAGCAGGAGUUAUUCAAGAUGGUCAGGCCGCCGUACUCUUACUCCGCGCUCAUCGCCAUGGCCAUUCAAAACGCCACGGACAAGAAACUGACCCUGAGUCAGAUCUACCAGUAUGUAGCAGACAACUUCCCGUUUUACAAGAAAAGCAAAGCGGGCUGGCAGAACUCCAUUCGGCACAACCUGUCACUCAACGACUGCUUCAAGAAGGUGGCCCGGGAUGAAGAUGAUCCGGGAAAAGGAAACUACUGGACUCUUGACCCAAACUGCGAGAAGAUGUUUGACAACGGCAACUUCCGGAGAAAGAGAAAGAGGCGCGCGGACAUCACCGGAGCCGACAGCACCACCGCGUCUCCCCCGCUCAAAUCCGGAGACACCCCGCCGCCUCACAAGCUCUCCGACACGGCCAGCCUCAUGAGCACAUCCCCGCAGAGCAUGCACGGCUCCCCGACCUCCACCGAGUCCAAGUCCUCCCCGUCCCCCCCGGCCCCGGAGCACAGCCCCUGCUACAACAGCUUCGUGUCCAACGUGAAUUCUCUUUUGGCUGAAAACCAUCACGGGAGAAGCAUAACGGAGCGGGAUUACAGCACGGGACAUCUCGCGGGACUGUCCCAAAGCAGAGAGGGCAUGUCAGGACUCGGCUCCUACUCGCCCACGUUAAUCUCUCCUCUGAACUCUGAGAACAGCAGAGUGAAUUACUACUCCUCAGUACAAAACCUGUCCAACCAUUUCAGCGUCAACAGCCUCAUAUACAGCAGAGAGGGCACUGAAGUCUGACUCUUUCACUAUAGCGGACUUUUGUCUCCGCAUUGCGCC